AUGAGCAACGAACUGAUGGUGUUGCGACCUACGAAACCGACGCGACGGGUCAAAUAAAACGGUCUUUGUUUUACGAUCGGAAAUAAAUGGUUUAUAAAAAAAAGUGAUGCUUUUCAAUUUUGAAAUGUAAACAGAAAAUAUCAUAAAAUGAGAAUCUUCAAAUGUUCACAACGGGUUUUUAUAUGCAGAAGAAUUUUAUCGAGUUUAAAUAUGAUUUUACUGAAAAGGAUUCCUUAAGUUUGGAGGUAGGACAUGGAGGAGGUCUACGUAAUCAAACUACGUGGAGUACCUUCAACGUCGACAUCCGAGUCAUCUAGUUCAACAACAGAUCCAAAUGACCUGAUCAGAAGCUCCAUCCUGGGCCUCGGCGUCCUCCACAUUGUGUUCGGUGUCCUGGUGCUGACUUUCGGAAGUCUUCGAACAGCAGUGGAACACGAACCCAAUGCCACCUUAAUGGGCAUUCUCUUCGGCCCCGUGUUCGUUGCCUGUGGUAUCUGCGGUUUCAUAUCUUGGAAGAGACCUUACCGCAAGCUCAAAAUCCGGGCCUUUUUUGGACUCGCCUCCCUUUCCAUGAUGGGAUCUGUGUCGUACAUAGGCCUGUGUCUUCUAGGGGUCGUGCAAUACCAUGGCAUUCCAAGAGAAUUCGGCGACAGCCCCCAUGUCACUGCGAAUGCACUCUUGGCCACGAUGGGGGAAUUUAUCGUGUCUCUGUUGUCGAUAUUAACUUCUGGAGGGGCUCUUUGGAAGAGAUGGGGUUUCUUCAGGCCCUCUGUAAACCAUCAGAGGCAGAAAGUCAUCGUCAAGACUGACAUUGUAGGGGGUGUGACGUCUCCUGAGAAAGGGGACACGAUAGGGUCCCCGCAUCCGGGCGCAGGAUACGUGGACGAGGUAAUUCGCCACGUCAGUCCUCAUUGUGUCAUUUCCUUACGUGCCACAGACGAGCAGAAAGAAGUCAUCAGGCGAGUUCAGGAGUACCUGCACUCGCAAGAUGAGCUUAGUUUCUCCUUUUCUGAUCCAAGCUCUAUACAGGAGGAACAAGAUUUAGGGUUGGAUUCUCAGAGCUGGAAAAAUGAAGUUCUAGUCCCAGGACAGAAAAUGUUACAGAGUAAGAACGAAGAUGUUGAAAUAAGUAACCAAUGAAAAAUCAAAAGGUAGAACUAAAGCAGUGAAAAGCAAAAGGAUGCAAUUGCCAAAAGUAAAAAUUUGGAGAAAACCAGUACAAAUGGCAGGCGAGCCUCUCCUCUCUCUAAGGGCAAGAGAUAGUAUUAGUAGUCCUGGUAGGUGCUGCUAUGCAGCAUGAUUUAGGGGGGGGGGAAUCAAGAAAGCCUACCUAGGACCGGAAGGCGGUUUUCUCAAAACUUGAAAAAGUCCACUUACAUCCCUUACACUGCUGCCUCAAUUAUUUUAAGAAGCAAUUGGAAUUUUGAGCUUUGGGGCUUUUUCCCUCAUAUAUUACUGCAGUGAAAUGGAAAAUGAAUGUCUUUCAGCUACUUUUACUUUUUCUGAAUUUUAUUUAAAUUAUGACAAAAAAUAAACCUACGUUCAUGAGAAUAAAUGAACAUAGUAUUUCUGAUUUUUAUAGUCAGAAGUUAAAUUAAAAUACCACCCACAGAAAAUUUUAUAGUAAAUCUCCCUCGUGAAAAAUCUCUUUGGUAGGCUUUUUUUCAUUUUCGUUUUAUCUUUCAUGUUUUAUGUAGAAAAUUUAAAAUUCAGGAGAUUUUAUUUGGGUUUAUAUAUUUUUAACAUCUACUCUAGUACACAAGCCAGGUCGAAAAAUGAGAGGGGGGGGGCGGCAUUUGUCUCACCGAGAAUCUUAUUGUAAACCAUAAUGUAGCUCAUAAAAAAAGAGUUCACAAGCACCACGCCGUACAUUUUGGGUGGUACAUGCGACUUUACCGGUAACAGAAAGAAACACAGCGGGAAAGGGUAUUUUAGGAUAAAAACAUUUUGUACGGCAUAUAGUUAGUUUUGUAGAUGAUCAAUUAAAAGUCAUUUUUAAUUUUUUGCCGUACAAAAAAAAAGGGCCAGGCAGGGCCGCGUUGUCCUAAUGUGCAAGGUCUUGCGACGCACGGCGGCGCCAGAGUCAAAAAGACGCCAAGCUCUACCAAUUGAAAAUGUUUAAAAUCGGGGGGGGGGGGGGGGAAUCUCCAACCAAAAAAAUAAAAUUGAACUUCUCAUUAUAAUCUAUAAAAGUAGCGGUGAAAUUAUACUGGUCAUUAAAACAAGCAAUCCUCCUUACUGCCUAUCAAAAGAAAAAAUUAUUGCUUUGUUGUUUGCGACAAAUCCCCUACGUUUACGACAAAUUUCGCAAUUUUUUAAAAAUCUGGUUUCAAUUUGGCCACUGUUGGUGAUAUUUAGAGAGUAAACUAUUGCAUCACAUUAAAAUUUUUAAUAAUGGGAAAAUGACAUUAAAUUGGAGUAAAAGGAAGUCAUGUGACAAACACAUCAACUCGUUUUAAUAAUGCUAUCAUAGACUAUAAUUUUUAGAUGGCAUUAUUUUCAAAAUUUAUUUUGAAUAUUUAAGAACAUUUCUCAACUAAUGCCGUACACUUUCAAAUGACCUGCAAACCUCGUUCUAAAAAGAGGGGUUCCCCCCCCCCCCUCAUAUAUUCAGCCCCGUACCAAUAAAUUGGUACGGCAUUGAAAAAAAAUGAAAUUAUAUAUAAAAAAGAAAAUAUGCAAGUGCCGUACAUGGUAAAAUCACUGAAAAAGUCCGUAAAAUAAUUCAAAAAGCAAAAAUUCUGGGUUUUCUAGACUUUUUUUUUUUUUUUGUACGGCAAUAAAUUAAACAUGACUUUGAAUUGAUUACCUUUAAAAUUAACUAUAUAACGUACAAAAUCUUUUUAUCCUAAAAUACCCUCUCCCGAUACGUAACUUCCUGUUACCUGUGUAGUCGCAUGUACCACCCAAAAUGUACGGCGUGAUGCUUGAACUCUUUUUUACUAGCUAUACUACGGCUUACAAUAAAAUUCCCACUGGGUCAAAUGACCACCCCAUUGUUCGACCGGGCUUGCGUACUACUCGUUUUAAAACAGAAAAUUGGGUUCUGAACAAAAAUUGAAUUCUGAAGCAUGUUAAGAAUUUUUUUUUUAAAUAUUUUAAAAUUAUUAAUGAAUGAAAUUUUAUUGUAAGGCAUCAUUGCCUUUUUAUUUUGCGAACUCAGAACUUCUGAAAUAAUAUUAUAUAAUUUUAUAUUAACGGGCUUUCCUUUUUUUACUUCAUAGUUUCUCAUCUUUAGUAAAACGUAUCUUUGUUAGAGUGAUUUUACAAAAAUGAGCUUUGAUUAUGUCGUUGUGAUUCCCGGCUUGUUUGAAUGAUUGAAAAUUGCUUCCUUUUGUUACAAGAAACCAAGACCAAAAAAAGUGGUGAUAAAACAAGUGAUUUUUUUGUUAAAAGCAAUAGUAUUUCAUCCUUCAAGAUUCAAAUGUGUAGAUUUCUACGAAAGUAGUGCUAAAUAACAUCACUGUUCUCUUUGUAAAUGCCAAAUGAAUUGUAAAAAUCAUAUUAAAAAGAAAACACUCAACGAUAUCGUGUUCUGCUGUAUAACCAAGUUGCACUUCGUUGCAGUUUAUGAACUAUGUUACUUAAUCUAUUUCGUGAUUUGCCAAAAGUGGUAGCAAAUUUGGUUUGUAACAAGUUUUGCUGCCAAAAACUAAGUUUAAAAAUAUCAUACUGCAAGCCAAAAGGAACUGAACAUUUGAACUGAAGUUUUGUAUGAAACACGCUUUACAGAGAAGUGUAUUUUUGUGUAAUAAUUUUCAAUGUUUGCAACGUGAAAGUAUAAAGAUUUUUAUAU
Messenger RNA from Uloborus diversus, 3796 nucleotides. RefSeq lists its product as uncharacterized. The transcript is spliced from 2 exons. Gene Ontology annotation, cellular component: membrane. Lineage: Eukaryota; Metazoa; Arthropoda; Arachnida; Araneae; Uloboridae. The coding region runs from base 253 to 1140 and encodes 295 amino acids. The record is from RefSeq and is a predicted model, not a curated record.